GUAGCAUCAAACAUGACUAUAAGAGGACCCUGUCUCUCCUCAUCUCACACACCUCCAAUCAUCCAUCAUCUCAAGCAGGAUAACCAGACCUUCUCUGUUCCACGGUGACAUGACGACCACCACUACCAUGACAACCACUACCAUGACAACCAGAGUCCUGAUGCUCCUUGCUGUGUUUGUCUGGGUGGCCCAGGCCCAACGCUCAGGCAGUCAGCGCUGUCUCUGCCGCAAGAUCAGCAACAAACUGCGCUCCCAGGCCACAGAAGUGGAGGACAUCCAAAUCCACCCACCAGGAAACUCCUGUGACAGGAUGGAAUUUGUUGUGAGUCUGAAGAACGGUCUGCAGUACUGUCUGGACCCCAAGAUGAAGCUGGUUCAGAAGAUGCUCAGAAGCUUCAUGAACAAGCCCACCAGCCCACCUCAGCUUCCAGAGCAGCUCAGACUCUGAAACAUGACUCUGACUGCUCAGACUCCCUCUCUGAGACUCUCCCUGCCUCAAGGACAAGCAUUCUGUUAGCUGAAAGCCAAAGAUUUAAAAUCUUAAAGGAACUCAAUAGUUGUAUUUGUUUUCUUGUCAUUUUCCCGUUUGUAUUGUUUUACCAUUUUACAAUAUGCUUUUAUAAAGUCUGUCCUGUCUGUUACACACAUAAGCUAUGAGACAAUAAAGUUUUUUUUAAUAAA
Osmerus eperlanus (European smelt) is the source of this 681-nucleotide messenger RNA. Its product is annotated as C-X-C motif chemokine 2-like. Gene Ontology annotation, molecular function: chemokine activity. NCBI's taxonomy places the organism in Eukaryota, Metazoa, Chordata, Actinopteri, Osmeriformes, Osmeridae. Gene Ontology annotation, cellular component: extracellular region. Gene Ontology annotation, biological process: immune response; defense response; chemotaxis. The transcript has 4 exons. The record is from RefSeq and is a predicted model, not a curated record. The coding region runs from base 110 to 448 and encodes 112 amino acids.